GGUCUUGGCAGAAGGCGGCGGCUAGCUCGGUUCGCCCUCCCCGACUUGUGUGUGUUGAAUCUGCUCGCGGUGAUGUGAUUGUGUGUUGUCGUUUACUUUAUUCUCUCCCCGUGUGUGUGUCAAGUGUCCGUGCACCAUGUCACGUCCGAACGACAGGGGAGGCUACCCGACGUACAAGCUGGUGGUGGUCGGGGGAGGAGGCGUCGGCAAGUCCGCGAUAACAAUCCAGUUCAUCCAGAGCUACUUUGUCACGGACUACGAUCCCACCAUCGAGGACUCGUACACAAAACAAUGUCGCAUCGACGACAUACCCGCCAAACUGGAUAUUUUGGACACGGCUGGUCAGGAGGAAUUCAGUGCAAUGCGGGAGCAGUACAUGAGGUCAGGAGAGGGAUUCCUUCUCGUCUUCUCUGUAACCGACAGGGGUGGCUUGGAGGAUAUGUUCAAGUUUCACCGUCAAAUCUUGCGGGUCAAGGACAGGGAUGAGUUUCCUAUGCUCAUGGUAGGCAACAAAGUGGAUCUAGAACAUCAACGGCAGGUAUCGCUCUUGGAUGCUCAAAAUGCUGCAAGGCAGUUGAAGAUUCCUUACAUUGAAUGCAGUGCUAAGCAGCGUAUGAAUGUGGAUCAGGCUUUCCAUGAAUUGGUACGUAUUGUGAGGAAGUUCCAAGCAUCUGAGCGACCUCCCUUGAAACCAACCUACAACAAUAAGAAACGCAAGUGUUGUAUUCUUUAGAUUAUUAUUCUACAGACGUGUCCUCUACUACUUUGUAACAAAGAGAUAAGAAACAAAAGAUAGCAAUUUUGCUAUUUCUCCAUGGAAUGAAACAGAAAAAAUAAAACAUCUUUACUUUUAUGUUAUUUAAUAUUCAAACAUUCUUUUCUGUCUUGUUCCAUGAGAGCACCUAGAUUGUCUAGGGUUUUCUCAUAUUUGUCUGUGAAAGACUUUACAAAAUCUUCAAGCUUUAAUAAAUGUAAGCCUCAUGCAAUGUUUCACUUAACGCACAAAGCCAUGUUAUUAUGUGCUGAACUUGUCACAACGAAAGAAGGCGAAUGUAGAAUUUUAUGUCAGUAUUUUUUAUCUGGAGAAUGAAUUUUAUGAAUUAAUUUUUUGCAUUGAAGUUUGAGACUUGUAACAAAAAUCUCACAAUUGCAGGGUAUCAGCUACUUUUGUUCAUUCAGUUAAUGAUGCAAUAAUGUUGAUUCUGCUUUUUGAAUCCUAGAGACAUUAUUGUUAAAUGACAUUCCAUUGUCCAUUGUUGCUUAGAUGAAGUUUUGCCUCAAAUUUUCAAGGGUAGUGUUAUCAAUUAUAUUUUAAAAUGAACAAUCAAAAUUUAACAAUAAUUUACAGAUAUAAAUGCAUCAUUUCUAUUUUGAGCCUUAAAUUUGAGUAGUAUUUGUAGGCACCAGGUGCCAUUUAUAAGUUUAGUAUGGGCUGUACAAUCCUAUGGGCGUACAUUUUGUUUGUCAAUAUGUCAUAUCCUACUCAUACCACUUAUCUUUGUUAAAAGUUAAAGUCUUUCUAGAAGUUUAAAUACUUUUGCUCAUCUUAUUGCCAUGUACAGUCAUACAUUUUUGUGGCUCAAAUUGAAUUUUUGUGUUGACAGAAACAAUGUGGGCACAUAAAUGACCCUUCAAACAGGAAUAUGUCACAAAUUGGUCUAACAGUUCACGUUGACCAGCCUGAUUUCUGAUUUAAUUUUGACAUGGAGAUGUCUAUAUGAUAUCUUUGUGACGUUUUGCUGUUUGUUUGGGACGGGAAACCAUGGGAUCAGGAGCCUGAAAGGAUCUAACCUCUCCUAAGAUUUAGCUUAAAUAGGAAAUUGUAUUUUGUUCACCUCACCAAUCUUUUACAACUGCCAUAAAUGUUUAGGAAGUUUUUGAGUUUCUUUAUUUUAUUUACAAUGGACUGCUUGAAUUAUUGCAGCCUGUUUGAUCCGAAAUUUUGGUGUAUUGUUUUUGUAACACCUCUUUUUGCACUAUGUGCAAAUGUAAAUGUUAUCACUAAAAAACGCUGAUCAGCUGUGAUGUCUGAAACCUCUAUUUUGCUCUGAAGGUAAUGGAGUGGAGACCAAUGUGAUCAGAGAGUUCCUUCUGUGUUCAUUUACAUCUCCUAAGUGAUCUGACAUGUCGUUCAUCUUUAUUUUAAAUGGUCUUGAAAAGAGAAGGGACUUUAUUUUGUGUUUUUACUAUGCACCUAAAUAAAAAUAUUUGCUGUUAUUUCAAGGUACCUCCUUGAGUUGUUAAUUAUAAAUGCAUUAAAUUUUAUUUUGCCUUAUUGUUUUAAUAUUAAGUGCUAUUUUUGUAACACUUUUAAAAAGUCUUAUGGUAGUUAAAAACUCUGUUUUAUUAUAUGUUGUGUGCGCUAGAUUUACUUAAAUAUUACGUAUUGUAAAUUAACAGUCAUCUUACCCUGUUUUCAUCUUGGAAUAUAGACUUUUACUUCGUCAAUUACAUUUGAGGCUCAUCCUCACUGAAAUUUUGUUUUGUAUGAACUUUUAUUAAAACUGAUUUGAUGUUGGUGCUAAUCUUUGGACUUUAUUUUGUGAUAAGGCUUAAUGGAUAAGUUAAGCAAGUCAAUUAUAUGAAAAGAGACAGCCUUUUAAUGUGUGCUGAUGUCUAGAAACUAUAUUUUUCUUCCAGCUGUACACAAGCAUUCACCCGUGGUUUUGUUCUAGUUUUUGAACAGUCCGUACUUUGAAUUGUCUUUGUGAUACAAUAUAACUGCUGCACCUAAUUACGACUGCCCCGUGUACUGUUGAUAAUAUGGAUUGUAUGAAUAUCAUGUCAUAUCAGUGUAUAGCUGUGUUUUUGGAUUAUAUAACAUCUUAUUUUUUGAUAUCUGCACUCCUUGUAAAAAAGGAAUGACCAAGUGGUGUGCUCUUUAAACCUCAUCUGUUUUCUUUUAAUUGAUCCGCUAUCAUUGAUACGAUCUGAAAAAUUUCUGAUGUCCUUGUCUUGCACCAAUGUAACUUUCAUACGUCUCUCCAGUGUUAAAUGUGAUUGUUCCUAACUAUUUGUCUGAUCUGAUGCACAAUUUUUGUGGGCAUAUUGCCUGAAUAGACUUGCUUCCAAUUAAUGUAGUAUUUUAAUGAUUAAUACAUCCUUGUGUGUUUGCGUCUAUGAUAUCAUCUCAGGACAUUCUCAUUGUUGUAAAGAAACAAUGCUUUUGUAAUUGUUUUAUUAUAGCUUGAGCUUUUGUAACAUAUUUAUAAUUACUUAUACAUAAUAAGUGAAUGUGUAACUUGUGUACUGUUAUUUUGCCAUCAAAGAAUUAUAUUUUUUAAAAACGCUUUAUUAACUGUAUAGUAUUGUGAUACUUUUGCCUUGACACUUGCUGUUUAUUAGCAAGAGUUUGCCAUCAGAGUGCUUGCCUGUCAUAUGUGUGUAUUAUUAUUUUCCAGCAUGUACUUAACUAAACUCAAUCUUACCACCUAAAUUAUGAGUCCAUUACUUCCGUCGUCCUGUAUUACCCACAAACAAUUAUCUUUCAUCCCGCAAAGCAUUUUAUAAUAAAGUUCUGGUUAAUGUCACAACGUUGUUCCAGCCUGCUAAUAAUUAUUUCUGUUUUGUUUUGGGAUUACUGCUGUCUGUACAAGUCAAUUGAUAAAGUGAGAGUGCAAUAUAACUGACUGCGUAACAUUUAAA
Molecule: messenger RNA, 3645 nt
Organism: Frankliniella occidentalis (western flower thrips)
Lineage: Eukaryota; Metazoa; Arthropoda; Insecta; Thysanoptera; Thripidae
Gene: Ras64B
Product: ras-like protein 2
Exons: 4
Coding region: 137-733 (198 amino acids)
Biological process (GO): signal transduction
Cellular component (GO): plasma membrane
Molecular function (GO): GDP binding; GTP binding; GTPase activity
Source: RefSeq, a predicted model, not a curated record